UGCUCUUGAGUGCUUCGCUGUUGUGGGUCUCGUGCUAACAUCGCCCCAUAGUUCCCGGGGUCAUUCCAUCUAGGGCACAUUAAGUGUAGCAGAGCUUUCUAUCUUUGAGUCAUUCCCUCAAGUAUUCCUCUCUGCGCAUCUACUCCCUUUCUUUGCUCCCUCAGGUCCUGCAGCAAAUAGAAAUGAACGACUCCUUAGAAGAGAUGCUUAUCCAUUCCUACGAAUUCGAGAAGCUAGUGAACUUUCGACCCUUGCUGUGUGAAUAUUGGACAACAUCCUUUCUCUUCGUCCUUAUCUAUCUAAUGUUCACUUUCAUGGGGCAGAGAUAUAUGAAGGACCGAAAAGGCUUCAAUCUACGAUUGCCCUUGACCAUUUGGUCAUUCACCCUUGCCAUUUUCAGCAUCCUGGGAGCUGUGAGGACAUGGAAAUAUCUAGGAGCUAUAUUGAUGUGGGGGGGGCUGAAGAGUUCCUUGUGCCACCAUGGCUUCAUCACUAACCCCACUGCAUGCUUCUGGGCCUCGCUUUUUGUACUCAGCAAAAUUGUGGAGUUCGGGGACACCGCAUUCAUCAUACUUCGGAAGCAGCAGCUCCUAUUCUUGCAUUGGUUCCACCAUAGCACGGUGCUAUUGUACACAUGUUUUGCCUACAAGAAUGGUGGGGCAGGUGCUUACUGUUUCAUGACCAUGAACUAUGGCAUACAUGCUGUCAUGUAUUCUUACUAUACAGUGAAGGCCCUGGGUCUGAAACCCCCCCAAAUUCUGCCUAUGAUCAUCACCACUCUGCAGAUCUCACAGAUGUUUGUUGGGGCUUCUGUUAGCAUCCUGAGCUUCCUCUGGCGCAAGGAUUGUGCCUGCCACAACUCUAAGCAAUUCCUCUUCUGGACUUUUGCAAUGUACUUAGCCUACUUUGCCCUUUUCCUGAACUUCUUUUACUGGGCCUACUUCAGAACUGUUCAAGCCAAGGCUAAGGUCAAGGCUAAGAGCCAGUGAAGUCAGAGAUUUAAAGAGUAAGAGAGCCAACUACCCCUCUCCUUUGGAAGGGGACCUUUCAGUGAGGGAAAAGUCCUGAGGGAGGGAAUGAAGAACAGGGUCAGGCUCUGGGGAUAAUUGUGUGAUCCCCUGCUAGUCAAAUGUGUUCCUGUGGAGGGAAGGGAAAUUUUACCAAGAUGUGCUCCCUCCCAUGCAUACACACAGAAAAAAGCCCCAUAAUUUGAUAUUUAUGUUUUUAAUGUGAAGGCCAAAGAGAAUGUUCGCUUUUCAGGCCCUUGGGUAAGAUGGAGGCUAGGGCUGGUCCUAUCAUAGAGAAGUAGCCCUGGCCUUCUGAGGUUAUUUAUAUUUCUAUUGAGAAAUCUUAAUUCUUCUUGCUAUAUUUUAAAAAAUUAAACAUCUAAAAAAUGUGCCUUCUCUCCCCUACUAGAAGUGCUCCUUGGAGUGGGAUCUGCUUUGCCCAUAUGGAAAAUUUAGCAUGAGAGUUUGGCAUCAACAGUUGGGAGUAAGAGAGAUAUGUGGAGGUCAGCCUAGAUGUGGAAAUACCCACACACAUUUGUAUGAACAAUAAUAUAUAUAGAAACACAGACAAAUCUACAGACACUGAUGGCCCUUAGCACCAACGAUGACUGUGGACAACUCAGAGGCAGUAACUGAGAUGGAACCUAUCAGAGAAAACACUGGCCAUAAGAACAGGGAGCCCACAUGUACAUACAUAGAGGCAAACAUAAACACUGCUAGGGACAUACACACACAGACAACAGAUAUAGAUAACAGUCACUUAAGAAAUGUUCUUUAUAGACUCAUAGAAUAUUAGGAGUAGAAGGUAAAAUGAGAGAGUGGUACUAGAUGAGGAAAUAAGUCCAGAGAAGGGAGUGACCCUUGGAAAAAGUGAUUCAUCAAAUUAGUGACCAGUCCAGGACUGGGGCCCUAGAACUUCUGCUUUCUGGUCCUUCAGCCUCUUUCCACUGCACCAUACUCCCUCGGUUUAUGAUGAGGUGACAUACAUACUCCCAGAGUCACACAAAUGCACACACCCUCUAUCUUCUUAUUUCCACCAUCCCCUUGUCUCUGAUCCCCUCUGAUCUCUGAAGUGAUCAGGCCAGAUCUGGUGGCAGUUCCCCUUGCGGCCACGAGGUGGAGCCGCGUCCGCAUUGAUUGUGGCAGACGGAGUAGGCUGGUCCUCGCAUGUCUUCAACCUCUGCUCUAGCGCUCCCUGGCCUUGGUCUUUUCUCCCACUA
Messenger RNA from Vombatus ursinus (common wombat), 2227 nucleotides. RefSeq names its product ELOVL fatty acid elongase 3 (gene ELOVL3). Gene Ontology annotation, cellular component: endoplasmic reticulum membrane. Gene Ontology annotation, biological process: fatty acid elongation, polyunsaturated fatty acid; fatty acid elongation, saturated fatty acid; fatty acid elongation, monounsaturated fatty acid. The transcript is spliced from 4 exons. The record is from RefSeq and is a predicted model, not a curated record. The coding region runs from base 183 to 989 and encodes 268 amino acids. Gene Ontology annotation, molecular function: fatty acid elongase activity. NCBI's taxonomy places the organism in Eukaryota, Metazoa, Chordata, Mammalia, Diprotodontia, Vombatidae.